Messenger RNA from Pipra filicauda (Wire-tailed manakin), 2065 nucleotides. RefSeq names its product ectonucleotide pyrophosphatase/phosphodiesterase 6 (gene ENPP6). NCBI's taxonomy places the organism in Eukaryota, Metazoa, Chordata, Aves, Passeriformes, Pipridae. The transcript is spliced from 8 exons. Bases 1 to 1356 code for a protein of 451 amino acids. The record is from RefSeq and is a predicted model, not a curated record.
AUGGGGAGCCACAGCCUCCUCGCCGCCCUCCUGGCCGCUGCCCUCGCCGCCCUCCUGCCGCUUCCCGCCGCCCCCUCGGCCCACCGCAAGCUCCUGGUAUUCUUGCUCGACGGCUUUCGCUUCGACUACAUCGAUGACAGCGAGCUGGAGGGUCUGCCGGGCUUUCGGGACAUUGUGAACAUGGGGGUGAAGGUGGAUUACAUGACCCCAGACUUCCCCAGCCUCUCCUACCCAAAUUACUACACGUUGAUGACGGGUCGCCACUGUGAGAUCCAUCAGAUGACUGGAAACUACAUGUGGGACCAGAAGGCAAAUGUAUCUUUUGAUAUUGGUGUGAAUAAAGAAAGCCUGAUGCCUCUCUGGUGGAAUGGAUCUGAGCCUUUGUGGGUCACAAUGACGAAAGCUAAAAAGAACGUUUCCAUGUACUAUUGGCCAGGUUGUGAGGUCGAAAUCCUUGGAGUCAGACCAAGUUACUGCCGCGAAUACUUCAGUGUCCCAACAGACAAAAACUUUGCGGAUGCCAUCAGUGAUGCCCUCGAGACCUUGUGCAACGGCAGCGCUGAGAUGGCCGCAGUGUACUACGAGCGCAUUGAUGUGGAAGGCCACCACUACGGCCCUUUGUCCCAGCAGCGGAAGAACGCUUUGAAGGAGGUGGACAAAGCCUUGAGCAACAUGAUCUCACUCAUCAAGAGCAAAGGCCUUCAGAAUGAAGUUAAUGUCCUCCUCUUCUCCGACCAUGGGAUGACAGACAUCUCCUGGGCAGACAAAGUGAUUGAGCUGAACAAAUAUAUCAACAUGAGCGAUACUAUACAAAUGAAGGACCGAGGUCCUGUUGUGAGCCUCUGGCCAGCUCCAGAGAAGCAUGCAGAGAUAUAUCAAAAAUUGAAAGCCGUGGAACACAUGGAUGUUUAUAACAUACAGGAUAUUCCAAACAGGUUUUUCUACAAAAAAGGAAAAUUUGUGUCUCCACUAACCCUUGUGGCCGAGGAAGGAUGGUUCAUAGUAGAGAGCAGGGACAAGCUGCCCUUCUGGGAAAACGGGACAGGCAAGAAGGAGGCCUGGCAGAAUGGCUGGCAUGGCUACGACAAUGAGCUCAUGGACAUGAGAGGCUUCUUCCUCGCAUAUGGACCAGAUUUCCGAUCCAACUACCGAGCACCACCCAUCAGAUCCGUGGAUGUUUACAACAUCAUGUGCAGCCUGGCAGGAAUACAGCCACUGCCCAACAAUGGCUCCUGGUCCAGGGUGGAGUGCAUGCUCCGAAACACAGCUCCCUUGGCACCACUCCCCCCAUGCAGCAGCUGUGCCCUGGCACUAGUUGUGCUCUCCCUGUUUGCCAAGCAGAUCUCCUUACUGUGAUCCCUGAACAAUGUCAGUCAGUGUCACCAGCAACUCCAUUCUUCUCUGAUUUUUUUUUAAAGUUCUUCAUUUGAAUAAUAGCUUCAUUAAUAGAGUGCUGUCCCCCACUCCUCCAUUGUGCUCCACCAGGCGUGAAUCUGACCCAUCCUGCAUUUACAGCCGUUGUAACGUGAACAUGUUCCAAACAACAUGCUCCAAACACAGCCAGGGAAGUUGGUGUUGUUUCUCUAGAUUUACAGCUCUGGCAAUGAGAGCAGAAUCCUGGCUGGCUAUCCACAUUAUUUUCUGGCGGGUGCACGUGGGGAUCUCUGAGCAUCAAACACAUCUUACACAGCAUCUUUCUCUGAGGGGCUCACCCUGGCUCCUGGUACUGAGAAGCUCAGGAGUAGAGACUGACAUCUCUGCAUUUAACUGCGUUCUUCCUUCUUCACUCCUUCAUCUCCAGCUCCAUCACCAGCAGGGCCCCAUCGUCUUACAGUGCCAGCCAAGCCCUGUCUAUACUGACCCAUUCAAAGUGCCAAGAGCUUUGGUGAGUUACCAUAAUGCUAAGAGAGGUGGGCCAGCAGGAGAGCAGUGAGAGCAUCCUAUUUCUCAGCCUUUCCUUCUUCAUUCUCCCCAGUGUGAGUCCUGGCCGUGCAUAGAAUCAUAGAAUCAUAGAAUCAGCCGGGUUGGAAGGGACCUCCGAGAUCAUCAAGUCCAACCCUUGAUC